Pelagomonas calceolata is the source of this 1237-nucleotide messenger RNA. NCBI's taxonomy places the organism in Eukaryota, Pelagophyceae, Pelagomonadales, Pelagomonadaceae. The record is from the annotation of a GenBank genome assembly.
AAAGGACAGGAAAAGUUAGCUUUUCCCAAAUGAAAUAUUUUCCAUUUCAUCAAGCACCACAUGAUGAUCGAGCAAUUUUUGGCGCACACGGCGCGCCAGUACGGCCGCGCGCGAUGACUGCAUGGCCCGGUGCGCAGCCGCAGUCGCACUGGUAGCCUGCGCCGCGGCGCAGCCGCUGCGACGGCGCUUCGCCACGCCGCCGGUGCUCUGGACGGUGCCCGGCUCGGGCUCCACGAUGACGCGGCUCUUCCUUGACGCCGCGCUCGGCGGGCAGAGUGGCAGCGUCUACCACGACAAGUCCCUCAUGGCCGUGCUGCCUGGCGAGGCGCGCUGCGCCGCGAACCAGACGACCAUCAAGGCUCACCCGAAGGGCUUCGCCUUCACGCGCCUCUUCCGCAACGGCUCGCUGCCGUGCCCUUGGCCGCGCUUCGGGGCGGCCCUGGUGGUCGUGCGCCGGCCCCUCGACGCCAUCUGGGCCGAGUACCAGCGCAAGACCGUAGCCAGGCUCUACGGGCGCGGCGAACGGCACGUCGGCCGCGUGCGGGAGAAGGACUGGGUGUCAAAAAAUCUCCAGGCGGACUUCGACGCCUUCGCCGUGCGCAUGGCGCGCGACACGGCCCGCUGGCACGCGCGCGACUACGCGCGCCUUUGCGAAUUGCCGCACGUCGUCGUCUGCUUCGAGGACCUCGUCGACUGGCGCGGCGGCGGCGCCUCGCGCGCGGCCGCCGCCUACGACACCCUCGCGGCCUUCGUCGCCGCGGACGGCGAGGCCGUCGCCGACGGCGUGUCGCGCGCGCGCGCCACGGACGCCGCGCGCGCCGCGCGCCGGCCUCCCGUCCGCGCGGGCGAGGUCGCGAACCCCUGGACCAACGCCACGCGCGCCGCGGCGCUCGCAGCCCUCGGGCGCCCGGCACUCGUCGACCGCUGCGCCGUGGCCCACGCGCCCGGUGGCUGGACGGCGCUCGCGCCGAGCUGCGCGGGCCUGCAGAAGCGAUAAUUAGUCUGCCUCGUCUCAGGUGGGAACUGCGAGCCAGUCGACGUAGUGCCUCUGGAGUCUCCGACUCGGAGUCGGCAAGGCCGCUCGGGAGACAUAGCACGUGACAUAGCCACUGUGCACAGCGGUCGACUACUAGUAGCACUCGACGCGUCGAUCGAGGCGAAUCUGGGAAUUGUCUCGUACAUCUAGAAGGUGAUUAGUCAUAUACGAGAUAAUGUUCACCCUAGUUUUGUGCGGGGU